Molecule: messenger RNA, 1736 nt
Organism: Mytilus trossulus (common blue mussel)
Lineage: Eukaryota; Metazoa; Mollusca; Bivalvia; Mytilida; Mytilidae
Product: carboxy-terminal kinesin 2-like
Exons: 1
Coding region: 1-1680 (559 amino acids)
Biological process (GO): microtubule-based movement
Molecular function (GO): ATP binding; microtubule motor activity; microtubule binding
Source: RefSeq, a predicted model, not a curated record
AUGGCAAUGGGAAAUGUGUCAAGGAGACAACAACUCGAAAAAGAAGCAUACAUAAUGUGUGUUUUUGUCACGGUUUUAUCGGUUUUAUCUUCCAAUUGUAUGUCGUGCUUUUACCUUUUUGGUAUAAUUUUUAUUCUUCGUUUAGGACUUAAUAACCAAAAAGAAAAGCCAAAACAAAGAUCCAAUCUAAAAAAUGUUCUAAACGACCCUUCUAUAUAUGACGGACGUAUAAAUUCAUCGAUCAGUAUAUCCGCUGAUAAAUCACAGGAAAACAAUACAUUAGAAACAUUAAUAGGCCAAGAUAAAGAUCAGCAUGAUAAGUCUCAUAAACAACAGAAUAACAACGAAGAAGAAAUCAGUCGUAUUAAAGAAGCAUUAACAACGAUGAAUGAGAAAUUACAGAGGGAUCUGUUUGUAAACAAACAAGAGCGGGACACACUUAAACAACAACUAAAAUCAGCUGAAGAUAAAGAACAGACCAGAAUCAUACUACAACUAAAACAGGAUUCUACAUUGCAAGAAAAAGACACUGAGAUAAUGAGACUGAAACAAUUAUUGAACAAAAAAAAUACUGAAAUAGAAAAUAAAAAUUGUGACAUAAGACUUCAUGAAACAGAAAGAAGAAAAUAUCACAAUCGGAUUCAAGAGUUAAAGGGCAACAUCAGAGUGUUCUGUAGAGUUCGACCAUUGUUGGGAACUGAAACUAAUGAAGUCAUAUCGUUUCCUGAACAUGAUCGAGAACAAAAAAUAAUAAAGCUGCACAAAACCGAAGAUGCAAAAGUAAAGGCAGGUAAACAUUUAAUCAAGGACCAUGUCUUUGAAUUUGACAAAGUAUUCAGGGGCAACGCUAAACAACAUCAAGUAUUUGAAGAACUCUCGCAGUUAGUUCAGAGUGCGUUGGAUGGUUAUAACGUCUGUAUAUUUGCCUAUGGUCAGACUGGUUCUGGAAAGACCUAUACGAUGGAAGGAGUAUCCAAUGAUGAAAUUGUGAAUAAGGGAAUGAUACCUAGAGCAGUUCUACACAUAUUGGAUAAAACUAAAGAGAUAGAGAGUAUAGGAUGGAAAUACAUUUUAAAGAUGUCAUUCUUAGAAAUUUACAAUGAAACAAUUCGUGACUUGCUUGGCACCGAGGAGCUUAAACAUGACAUCAAUAUGUCUGAUAAAGGUUUAUAUGUUUCUAAUUUAACCGUUGAACCUUUCACUGAAGAAACAAAGGUCUAUAAUUUGUUACAGAGGGCUUCUAACAAAAGAUCUGUUGGUAAGACUACCGGCAAUGAGAGAUCAUCCAGAAGUCAUAGUGUGUUGACACUCCAAUUAAUAGGAGAAAAUCUAAUAACUAAAGAAAGAAGCAACGGUACAUUAAAUAUGGUAGAUCUCGCUGGAAGCGAGAGUAUCGAUAGUGAGGCAACACCUCAACGACAAGAAGAGACGAAAGCCAUAAACAAAUCACUGAGUACCCUUGGUAAUGUUAUAAUGGCUUUGGGAAAUGGUGCAGGCCAUAUACCAUAUAGAAAUUCUAAAUUAACUAAAUUGUUACAGAAUUCUUUAGGAGGAAAUAGCAAAACUCUCAUGUUUGUUAAUGUUUCACCUACGAAAAAAUGUGACAAAGAAUCAUUAACCUCUCUUAGGUUUGCUGAAAAAGUGAAUCAGUGUACAAUAGGAAUUGCAACAAAGACUUAAUAAAUUAACUUUCUACAUGUGAUGCUGAUGACAACAUUUUAAAAACAAGAUAUUGU